AUGGAUCCCAUUUCCGUCGCGCUUGGCUGCAUCGCUCUCUUACCACCGAUCGCAAAAGCUUAUAAUUCGAUCGGUAUAUUUGUGCUCGAGAUACGAGAUGCGGGGAAAGAGAUGAUCAUGGUCCAGACGGAGCUCGCCUCACUGGAAUCCGUCUUAGAGAUUCUGGCUCAGGACAUGGGAAGUUGCCCGGAGAACGUAUUCCCCACAAUACUUGUGGAGAAUAUCAAAAGCAUCAUUGCGGAUUGCGAGCUUGCCGUGACCCAGAUCGAGCAGUGUAUUGCUGCUCACACAAACGACAAAUCGACAAAAAGCGCCAAAUGGGCGCUGUUUGGACGAGACAACAUGUUGAAGUACAAGUCGAUCUUGCACACGCAUCAGAUGGCCCUGAACAUGGCCAUCGAGACGCUCAACAUAUCAGUCAGCAAAGAUAUCAAGGUUAACACGGCAAAUCUACUCAUUGAUACUUCCGAAAUCAAGGAGGACACAUCACAGAUACUCCAGGCGAUCGCAAAACUCCAAGCAAGCCUACCAGAUCAAGGCCGCGAUGGUACUCAUUUUAUCUUGCAAAGAUAUCUCGACAGCCUUACUAGCUACGCAGAAAGCUCAUUUGGUCGUGGAUCUACUCAGAAUCUUGAGGAUGAAUCCUCAAAACCAUCGCCCUUCGAAGAAAAGCUCGCUCUCAUUGACGACGACCCUCCACUACAUCUUGCAACAUCUUCUUCUGCUAAACAAAGCUCUCAUCCUUCCGCGUCGACUUACGGGUCAGGGCCCUCUCGCCAACCUGUGACCAGUCAUAAGUCACACCAUGAAGAACCUCCAUUACAAGCUCUCUCAGACGACACCAAGCCAAUUCUCGAACCCGAUUUUGCACCUUCAGAUGUAUCAUGGUGCAAGGGUCGCGCGAAUCCCAUUUCCAUUCCUCCUCCUCAGCAUGCAUCAGAAGGCCACACCGACCUAGUAUACGCGUUAUGCCACACAACAGACUUCAUCAUAAGCGGCAGUAGGGAUGGCUCGAUUAGAGUCUGGAACGCAUCGACGCGGCGCCUGGCCUACCCACCUUUAUUGGGUCAUAAUUCGUCCGUUUUCGGCAUAGUCGCGGACCACGAGACUGACAUGUUGGUCAGUUGCGCAGGAAACGGCAGUCUUAUUGUGUGGCAACUCUCAACAGGGGACAUGAAAAGUAACAUUAAGCAAGCACACGGAGACAGUAUCUUGAGCAUCAAGCUCAACUCGCAAUAUGUUGUGACAACUUCAAAGGAUUGCACAGCGAAACUGUGGGCUUGCAGCUUCCUGGACAGCCUCCGGGAACGGCGAGGUAGCAAGCCAUUCCCUCAUAGCGUACUCCGUGGACAUACCGGGGCUGUUAAUGCAGCGGUUCUCACAGAAACCGAAGUUAUUACCGCUAGUGGAGACAGGAUAAUUCGCGUCUUUAACAUCGAAAGUGGCACCUGCAUCAGACAGAUUUCUUCCCACGAGAAAAAGAUCGUAUCUCUAGCGCUUUCUCCGGAUGGUCAAUACAUCAUUUCGGCAGGAGGCGAUUUGGAUGUUUUCAUCCAUCACAAGCAAACAGGCCGUCCAGUUUCACGGUGGAAAAGCCACAACGACCUCAUCCGCGCCCUGGUGGUCAUGAACGAGGAGAACUUGAUCGUCACCGGAUCAUAUGAUGAGUCAGUAGCGAUAUGGGCUUAUAGCGAUGAAGGAACAUGGAGAAAAGAGCGCAGCCUGGAUGUUAAAGAGAUUCAGAGAGUUCUGGGCCUGGACCUCAAGCAGCAGGAACGAAGUCACGAUUUCACCGAAAGUGUUCGGAAUGCAGUCGUAACAGGCACAGAAAUUGCCGCGCUAUCUAGCGGAGUAGCUUUUUUCGAAGAGGACGAAGAACAACACAUGUCACGCACAGAAUCCUCCGAGUCGCGAAGAAAGUUGAAAGGGAAGCGACAAAUACUGCUCCAGCACAUCAAAGAUCGUUUCCGAUAG
This is a messenger RNA of Alternaria arbusti, 1974 nucleotides long. RefSeq lists its product as uncharacterized. The record is from RefSeq and is a predicted model, not a curated record. NCBI's taxonomy places the organism in Eukaryota, Fungi, Ascomycota, Dothideomycetes, Pleosporales, Pleosporaceae. Bases 1 to 1974 code for a protein of 657 amino acids. Gene Ontology annotation, molecular function: protein binding. The transcript has 3 exons.